Molecule: messenger RNA, 1572 nt
Organism: Acanthoscelides obtectus
Lineage: Eukaryota; Metazoa; Arthropoda; Insecta; Coleoptera; Chrysomelidae
Source: the annotation of a GenBank genome assembly
UGAAAAUCUUUGAAAAUUACCAGUGUCAGUGUCAUAUCUUUAUCCCCUCACACAUACACUUGCAGUCCACCGUUGUCUUAAGUGUCACUACCAGUGUUUCAUCAAUCUACUUGUCAUGUGAGUGCGAUUUGAGAUUACCUUUGAUGAAGAAUAUAGCAAUAACCUGGGUUAGCCUCCAGUUGUGUGAAGUCAUACUUUAUUGUUCAGCUAGGGCAACCAGCCAGGAGGACGCUAGGCAAAAAUCUAGCGGGUCCGUGUGACAGGCUCAACGUGCUGUGCAGUCACGCGGGAGAACUUUGAGGAACAAAGCACUUUCACAUAGCGGUAGAAGAGAGUCACGUGGCCGAUUGCCCGUCGGUGCGAAGGGGCCUUGAGACCGUCCGUCGGGGAAUCUUCGUCGAUCAGUCGGACAAUCUUCCUCUGAACAUCGAGAAUGGACAGUGUAGUCGGGGUGAUAGCACCCGAAACAUGCAAGCAGCGCUUGAGGCUGAGUCUUGUCUGUGCUUUGUACAGAGUGGUGGUUCGAGAUAGAGAUAUGAUGAAAUAUACACGUGUCUUAUUUCUAGUGGCUGUUGCUACACAGUUUUUCAGUUAUUCUACACAAACUAGCGCACAUCACAUGCAAAAUACUAGGAACCGGAGGAGCAACGGGCUGAAUAAGCAAAUAGAAUUGAAGGACUGUGAUUACGGAGUGUGCCAAGAGGUCAAUGACUAUCCAGAAGAGAAAAUUGCCAAGCUUGUAGAAAAAUCAGAUGUAUUGAAAAAAUACUUGGCUAAUCAGAAGAAAGUAGACAUAAGCGGAAGAUCCGGCACGCCUGGAAAGAUUCUCUGCUCCACAAUGACUCAAACAUAUUUUUACAGGAAGCUGAAUAACACAAGGGAUAAAGAGAUGUACAUUGUUAACCUUGGUGACUAUCAGCAAGGAGUUGUACUGGAGACGUGUGUAGAUGACUCCAGCUCGUGCAGUUCAGGUAACACUCUCUUUGACGCGAAAACAAAGUGUGAGCAAAGAUAUUCGUCCAGGGUGUUACUCGCUUUGGGUAAAGACUCUGACCAAGUUGAGUUCGACACCUUCAAGUUACCGUCUUGCUGUGUUUGCCUAAUAGUAUGAGUAAUGUAAAUACAUAAUUUAAUGUUGUGUUAGCAGCAAUUACUUUGUGAAUUAAAGGGUUAAAAAAACCUCGAAUAAAGCAAUAUGUUGAAGGAGGACGUUCCUCUAUUUCGAUAUACAGUUUACCCACUAGUCAUUUGAGUCAGCUCAAACCUUCUGUCAAUGUAGCCCACCUGAGCUUUAAGACAGUUCACCUAGAGAGACGUUUCUACUAAGAGAAAUUUCCGCCACAGCAUGUAUCGCAUCAUGUUCUGCCACUAGUGCUGUGUCGGCUCUUAACAAAGAAUUCGAAUAGGUUGGAAGAAGCCAAACUUAUAUGUUUACAUUGCAUUGUUUGUCGCCGAAUUUGCGUAGUUUUAGUGCACACUAUCGACUCAUUUGUCUACCAAUGCCAGCUAAAGUGAUAGCGUUGUAUCAACAUAUUACUAAUACUUACAGGUGGUAGCAUGUACCUUCUUUAG